AUGACUGUCGGCUAUCUGGGUUACACUGAAGUAGAAGUUAUGAUGCGAGGCAGUAUUCUUAGGAAUAACUCGAUAGCACUUCGGGUUUCUAUUAGGUAUUUUGGGAAGAAUUCUACAACCAAGUUUCCAACAAUAAUUCAUGAGAAUAAUGCGUUUGUUGAUAAUAUUAAUGAAGUGCUAAAACCAGAUGGCGCAGCCGCGAUUUACUUUGGAAAUGGUAAAAGCCGAGUAUCAUCAUGUCCUUUCCUUGACAACAAGGCUGGAGAAAAUCC
This is a messenger RNA of Paramuricea clavata, 272 nucleotides long. Lineage: Eukaryota; Metazoa; Cnidaria; Anthozoa; Malacalcyonacea; Plexauridae. The record is from the annotation of a GenBank genome assembly.